Molecule: messenger RNA, 1028 nt
Organism: Lucilia cuprina (Australian sheep blowfly)
Lineage: Eukaryota; Metazoa; Arthropoda; Insecta; Diptera; Calliphoridae
Product: putative nuclease HARBI1
Exons: 3
Coding region: 469-777 (102 amino acids)
Source: RefSeq, a predicted model, not a curated record
CGUAAGUACUAUUUUUAAAGAGUGAGGAAGUUUAUCUAAAAUAUAUUUUUAGUUUUAUAAAAUUUUUUCGCAUAAACAAGGAUUUUUUUUGUUUUUGCUGCAAAAACUGGAUAUUUUUUUAAAGCCUUCCACUCGGUGUUCUGCCAUUCCACCAGUUUUAAAGUUGUGUUGUGCUUUGAGAUUUUUUGCUGAUGGUAGCUACCAAAAAAGUAGCGGGAAUGAUUUUAAUGCUGGCGAUUCACAACCAACUGUUUCCUGCAUUUUGAAAGAAAUAAUACAAUUCUUUGAACAAAAAAUUUGCAAAAAGUGGAAGAAGAAAAGAGCAAUAGUAAGACGCCCUUUUACUCAAAAACACGAUUUCCAGGAGUAAUUGGCUGUAUAGAUGGUACACACGUAAGAAUUGUAGCGCCUCCAAAGGAAUUACAACAUCUAUAUUUAAACAGAAAGGGAUAUUACAGCUUGAAUGUUAUGAUUUUGUGCGACUUUGAAAUAAAGAUCCGUUAUGUAGAUGCUCGAUAUCCCGGUUCUAACCAUGACUCCUUCGUGUGGAAUAUGAGCGAACUAAAACAAUAUUUACAAAAUACAAUGGAGAAUAAUACCUGGAUUUUAGGUGAUGCCGGGUAUCCAUUGAAACCAUUUUUAAUAACUCCAUUUCGAGGCGCUGCAGAAGGAUCACAAGAAAGACGCUUUAAUACAGUUCAUGCAAAAGCAAGAAAUAUUAUUGAAAGAACAAUUGGGGUUCUUAAAAGCAGAUUUCGAUUUUUGCUUUCUGCAUGAGGUUUGCACUAUGCUCCGGAAAAAGCAACUCAAAUUACAAAUGUGUGUUGCGCAUUGCAUAAUUUAAGCCAACACUUCAAGACCGAAUUUCAUGAUGAAACGAUUUUGCCUAUAAAUACAGACAUAGAUGUUGCGGAAGCUACAGAAAGAAACAUAGAAGAGUUCUCACAACAAAUUAUAAAUAAUUUAAUGCUAGCAAUUCUAAACGAAUAAACAUUAUUUUUAAAUCAUAUUCAUUGCUUUUAUUUCAC